Messenger RNA from Saccoglossus kowalevskii, 581 nucleotides. RefSeq names its product cytoplasmic phosphatidylinositol transfer protein 1-like. Gene Ontology annotation, molecular function: phosphatidylinositol binding; phosphatidylinositol transfer activity. Gene Ontology annotation, biological process: phospholipid transport. The record is from RefSeq and is a predicted model, not a curated record. Gene Ontology annotation, cellular component: cytoplasm. Lineage: Eukaryota; Metazoa; Hemichordata; Enteropneusta; Harrimaniidae.
UCGUUGUGCGAACAUUUCUGGUUAGUGUUAGACCUUAUAAAUAACGGAGAAUCUCGCUGGAAUAUAACGGAAUUAUAUUUACGUGCUUCAAGUUGUUGACUAGAAGAUUUUUCACCAUGUUGAUGAAAGAGUUCCGAGUGUGCAUGCCGCUGACUGUUGAAGAGUAUAAUAUUGGACAACUGUACAUGAUUGCAAAGCACAGUCAUGAACAAAGUGAAAAGGGUGAAGGUGUUGAAGUUAUUAAAAAUGAACCUCAUGAAGACCCCAAACACGGUACUGGAAGGUAUACAGAAAAACGAAUACACCUCUCAAAUCGGCUUCCUAGUUGGGUACGCGCAGUAAUUCCAAGAAUAUUUUACAUCACAGAAAAAGCUUGGAAUUAUUAUCCAUAUACAGUGACAGAUUUUACAUGUUCCUUUUUACCUAGGUUCUUAAUUCAAAUAGAAACUAGAUACGAAAAUAAUAACGGAUGCAGCGAAAAUUGUCAUGAUCUCACAGAAGAAGAGUUGGCUGAGAGGGAGGUUUUGCAUCUAGACAUUGCAUACGAUGAACUACCUGAAAAGCAUUAUAAAGAAAAAGAG